AUGCCGCCCGUCCGCACGAAGAAAUCCACACCAUCGAAGCUCGGGGGACCCCUGUCGGCUUUUGGCUUCGUCAAGAUCGACAAGGAAGAGGCCCUGGCCCGCGCGGCGAAGGUUGUACCGAAGAACCCAGACCCAGCGGCGACUUCGUCGUCGCCAUCAUCAGAAGACGAAGAUGUGGACGAUCCAGCUCUGCGGACGAAGCCGCGAGGUGGCUCGUUCCAGCGACCGCCAAAAAGCUUCACUCAAAAGGGCGAGAAGGUUGCCAUGUUCCACGGCGAUAGCGGAGGAAACCCGUACAUCUUUCAAUGCGACCUUGAAGCCCAGGCGGGCACAGCUACGAGGGAGCUAAUGUUUGGGUUUGGAUAUGAAUUCACAAAAGGACACAUCGACACCCUCGUCACCAUGUUCCCCAACCUCUGCCAGAAACUCUGGAGCAUCGAGCUCGUCUUCAUGGACCCUUACAGAGAGCCGUAUGACGGCUACGUGGACGUCGACGACGCCGACCUCAUCAGGCUCGCAAAGGCCUGCCCAGCGCUGCGCGCCUUCAAGCUCCCCUACGCCUCAAAAACGGGAGACGCUGCGUUUGCCGCCUUUUGUCGGCAUUGCCCGAGCCUCACACGUCUCGAGAUCUUCACCACCAACUGUCUCAGGGCGACGGGCGCCUGGUUCGACGAGGUGCGCGAGAACCCUUCGUGGGCGCCGAAGCUCAAGAGGGUGACAAUCACCAAGGGGGAGGACGAGAGGAUCGACAUGGACGCCUUGCUAGCGAUGAGUAAAGCUAGAAGCAAUCUGUUAAUCACGUUUGUGAGGGGUGAAGAAGACAGAGGAUUCCGAGGCCGCUAUGAGUUGAUGGCUUUUAUGGACGAGAAGUAUAGAGGGGGAAAGAAGGUCAAGUGUCAACCUUGCCAUCAAGAGGUACUUUAG
This is a messenger RNA of Colletotrichum gloeosporioides, 924 nucleotides long. RefSeq lists its product as uncharacterized. Lineage: Eukaryota; Fungi; Ascomycota; Sordariomycetes; Glomerellales; Glomerellaceae. The transcript has 2 exons. Bases 1 to 924 code for a protein of 307 amino acids. The record is from RefSeq and is a predicted model, not a curated record.